Messenger RNA from Ectocarpus siliculosus, 2650 nucleotides. Lineage: Eukaryota; Phaeophyceae; Ectocarpales; Ectocarpaceae. The record is from the annotation of a GenBank genome assembly.
AUGGCGGACAAAAAGUCGUUGUUUGCGGGUAGGACCGGUGACAAGACCGCCAAGCUCAGCAGUGCUCCUAAGAAACGGAGCGGGAACGUGAUGCCGGCUGCUUCAGGCUCUGGAGAGGAGAAGGCCCCGCCAUCAUUCGGAAAGAGCGGCUUUGGGAAGGGCGUGGCAGCCACCCAGCAGCGACGCGACGUCCAGGUCAAGGAGGCCGAAGAAUACCUUAAACAAGCGAACAAGAUGUUGACCAAGACAUUGACACGCUGGAAUCCCGACUUCUUCAGCGCCGCCCCUCUCUUCGAAAAGGCCGGAGCUUGCUACCGCGCCGCCGGCGAGGACGGGAAGGCGACGGCAAUGUUCAUGCAGGCGGGGGACUGCCAGUGCCACGACUCUGUCAUGGCGCAUGCGUCCGCAGCGAAAGACUUCAGGGAGGCUGCCCUUAUCACCGAGAGGCAGGGCAGGCGAGAAGAGGCGGCGGCGUUCUACAUGCGGUGCGCCGAAGCGUGGAUGCACGCGGACGAGCCGGGGAGGGCGGCGGAGUACUUCGGUCGGUCGGCGAAGCUGGUCAAGGAUUCCGACGAGGACGCCGCCGCCGAGCGAUUCGUUACCGCCUCGAAGGUCAUGGUUCCCAAUGGGUCUGAUUCACGGAGCAACUUUACGAGAGUGGUGGGCAGUGUGGAAGUCCUGGUGCAGGCGAUUAUCUUCCUGGCAUCCACGAACCGCCUCGAGCAGAGCAUGGAGGUGCUGUCUCGUUACGUGAUCAUCCUCGAGGCCGAGGGCAUGGAGCACUCGCUGGGCCGAAUGUACCUGACUUACUGCAUCCUGGCGUUGGCCCUGGGAGACUACGUCAGGGCAGACAUGGCCUUCAGGAAUGUGCACCUUCAGAGCACAGCAUACCUUCGGUCGGAGGAGUGCCGCGUGGAGGAGGAACUGCUUAUAGCUUUCAAGGACAGCAGGCCGGACCUGCUGAUGGAGGCGCAGAAAGACCGGACGCUGCACCGUCUGGAGACCGCGAUCGUGCGCAUCGCCAAGUCGCUCCGCGUGCCCGGCGACGAAGACGAUGAAGACGAAGAUAUCAUUCCCGCCCGAGAAACGCCAUCCGGAACGAUCGGCGCCGCGCAAGCCCGCGCUCAAGCCCUCAAGGAAAAAUACGGCGGCGGCGGUGCGACACCGGCGGCGGCAAGGACGGCUGCAUCGCCGCCAUUAGGCGGUGGUGGUGGUGGUGGUGAUGAUGGUGGUAGCGGUGGAGCUGCUAGUGUCCCCCCCGUGCCCCCGCCCCGACCGGCCGUUGCCUCCCCGUCUUCCGGUGCCCCCGGCCCCGCCAACUCUAAGGGUACUUCUGAGCAGGCUUGGCGGACAGAGAGCGACGGAGCAGGGAAGGCAUCGCCACAAGCUAGCGAUGAAGACUCCGCCAGAGGCGCCCUUUUCGGUGGAGGACCCCGUAAAGCGAAACCGUCGCCUCCUACCGCAAGUCCGGCGGCAGACACCGCGGCCGCGAGUUCACCGGUGGCGGCGGCGGCGGGAUCGGCGUGGCCGUCCGGCGCGCCCAAAGCAUGCCCAAUCAUUCCAGAAACGUCUGCUGAUGGACCGGGCGACGCCGAGGUUGACCUCGGACUGGGUGAUCUAGAGGCCAGCCUAGGCACGGGCGGGGGUGGUGGUGACGAUGACUUGGAGGCCAUGAUUGAGGCCGCCAGGAGAGAGGCGGAGGGGUUGGCCCUAGGUGGGGAGGGGGGGGGCGCCGCGGAAGAGAGCGACGAAGAGGAGGAGGAGGAUGAUAUCGAUCUGACCUGAUGAAUUUCUUGUAGGAUUUUAAUUAAGUGUGAAUGGACACACAGCCGGCGCCCUUGAGAGGCGAUACUUUUUUCGUGCCGGGGAGGCCCCGCUCGUUCUGAGGGCCGGGCUCUCGCUGUCUCUCUCUCUCUCUCUCUCUCUCUCUCUCACUUUUACGUACUGCACUCUAAUGUUUUUUUACACGCGGUUGUUGUCUCAAGCCGGGCUUUGACAGCGGCGAGACCGUUUGUUUUCCCCUGGAUCUUUGACUUGUGAUAAAAAUGCAAAGUCUUGUCCUGUGUUUUGAUGAGUGUUUGAUGUAUCCUGUAGUUUUUUUUUUUUUUUCUUGCCCAGUUUUUUUUUCCCUGUCAUCAUCUCGUUGUUUGCGUCUGUGAGGGCGUCCGAGGUUUGCAUGUUGUUUUUUAGGAAUUGCUGCGUACCUUGGAACGAGCUCUUUUUUUUUUUCAUUUCUGAAGCACCUACAGUAGACCGAAAACAGUAUCCUGUGCCAAUCUUAAGCCCACGUAGCCUCUAUGAAGGACGAAGUGUGUUUGGAGCACGUCCACUUUUUUAUUUUUACUAACCGUUUUGUCGUAGACUUUCGUAUUUUAUGGUGAAACAUGGCUCGUGGCGCGCGGGCAGACUUUCCUUCCCUCACGAGUUCUUGUCUCGUAUCAAAAUUUCGUGAAUGCGUCUGCUGAGAACUAUCUGAGAAGAGGCUCAGGUAGAAGAUGGGCAACGCAGGCGUACGGGAGUUCGACCGAGAAGGGGGGGGGGUGGAGGGGGGCAUCGCGCAACAACACUCGCCGGCUUGUUUUGAAUUGCCGUGAAGUGGGUGGCCAUGAACAGGGCCGCCGUGCGUGGAAUGCAUGAUGGGGGUAGGUUG